ACAUGGCAGAGGCUGCAGUCCGUCUUCCCUUCAAAAACUUGGAAUGAUUUCAAAUCAUAGGCACCUUCACUUAACCCUAGCUUCCAUUCAUCAGCAAACACAUCGGAUCGAUGCUACGCUAACCUAUCGGGAGCUCGCUCCGCGCGUCCAGGCUUGAAGAUGCAGUGGACGCCGGAGCAUGCCCAGUGGCCAGAACAGCACUUUGACAUCACCUCAACCACUCGGUCUCCUGCCCACAAAGUUGAAGCCUACAGAGGUCAUUUGCAGCGCACCUACCAGUACGCCUGGGCAAAUGAUGACAUAUCUGCUCUGACUGCAUCCAACCUUCUGAAGAAAUAUGCAGAGAAGUAUUCUGGCAUUUUGGAAGGUCCCGUGGACCGGCCUGUUCUCAGCAAUUUUUCAGACACACCAUCAGGACUCGUGAAUGGUCGGAAAAACGAGAGCGAACCCUGGCAGCCUUCCUUGAAUUCAGAAGCCGUUUAUCCUAUGAACUGUGUUCCGGAUGUCAUCACUGCUAGCAAAGCUGGUGUCAGUUCAGCCCUCCCUCCUGUAGAUGUCUCUGCAAGUAUAGGGAGCUCCCCUGGGGUGGCCAGCAACCUGACAGAACCAAGUUACUCAAGUAGUACCUGUGGAAGCCACACAGUACCUAGUCUUCAUUCAGGGCUCCCAUCUCAGGAAUAUGCUCCAGGAUACAACGGAUCGUAUUUGCAUUCUACAUACAGUAGCCAGCCCACACCUGCACUUCCUUCGCCUCAUCCAUCGCCACUGCAUAGCUCCGGGCUCCUGCAGCCACCGCCCCCUCCUCCUCCCCCACCAGCCCUGGUCCCAGGCUACAAUGGGACUUCCAAUCUCUCGAGCUACAGCUAUCCCUCUGCUAGCUAUCCUCCUCAGACUGCCGUGGGGUCUGGGUACAGCCCUGGUGGAGCGCCCCCACCUCCUUCUGCAUACCUGCCUUCAGGAAUUCCUGCUCCCACUCCUCUGCCCCCCACUACCGUUCCUGGCUACACCUACCAGGGUCAUGGUUUGACGCCCAUUGCGCCCUCUACUCUGGCCAACAGCUCGGCAAGUUCUCUCAAAAGGAAAGCUUUCUAUAUGGCAGGGCAAGGAGACAUGGACUCCAGUUACGGAAAUUACAGCUAUGGCCAACAGAGAUCGACCCAGAGUCCUAUGUACCGAAUGCCCGACAACAGCAUUUCAAACGCGAAUCGGGGGAAUGGCUUUGACAGAAAUGCUGAAACAUCAUCCUUAGCAUUUAAGCCAACAAAGCAGCUGAUGUCCUCUGAACAGCAAAGGAAAUUCAGCAGUCAGUCCAGUAGGGCUCUGACCCCUCCUUCCUACAGUACUGCUAAAAAUUCACUGGGAUCAAGAUCCAGUGAAUCCUUUGGGAAGUACACGUCGCCAGUCAUGAGUGAGCACGGGGAAGACCCUAGGCAGCUCCUCGCUCAUCCAAUGCAAGGUCCGGGACUCCGUGCAGCUACCUCAUCGAACCACUCUGUGGACGAGCAACUGAAGAACACUGACACGCACCUCAUUGACCUAGUCACCAAUGAGAUCAUCACCCAAGGACCUCCCGUGGACUGGAGUGACAUAGCUGGUCUUGACCUGGUGAAGGCUGUCAUUAAGGAGGAGGUUUUGUGGCCAGUGUUGAGGUCCGAUGCGUUCAGUGGGCUGACGGCCUUGCCUAGGAGCGUCCUUCUCUUUGGACCUCGGGGAACAGGCAAAACACUCUUGGGCAGAUGCAUAGCUAGUCAGCUGGGGGCCACGUUUUUCAAAAUUGCUGGUUCCGGACUAGUUGCGAAGUGGUUAGGCGAAGCGGAGAAAAUUAUUCAUGCCUCUUUUCUUGUGGCCAGGUGUCGCCAGCCCUCGGUGAUUUUUGUUAGUGACAUUGACAUGCUUCUCUCCUCUCAAGUGAGCGAGGAACACAGUCCAGUCAGUCGGAUGAGAACCGAGUUUCUGAUGCAGCUGGACACUGUACUAACUUCGGCUGAGGACCAAAUCGUAGUCAUUUGUGCCACCAGUAAACCCGAAGAAAUAGAUGAAUCUCUUCGCAGGUACUUCAUGAAAAGACUUUUAAUCCCGCUUCCUGACAGCACAGGGAGGCACCAGAUAAUAGUACAACUGCUCUCACAGCACAAUUACUGUCUCAAUGACAAGGAGUUUGCACUGCUCGUCCAGCGUACGGAAGGCUUUUCUGGACUCGACGUGGCUCAUUUGUGUCAGGAAGCAGCGGUGGGCCCUCUCCACGCUAUUCCAGCCACAGACCUUUCGGCCAUUAUGCCCAGCCAGUUGAGGCCCGUUACGUAUCAAGACUUUGAAAAUGCUUUCUGCAAGAUUCAGCCCAGCAUAACUCAGAAAGAGCUUGAUAUGUAUGUUGAAUGGAACAAAAUGUUUGGUUGCAGUCAGUGAUUCAGUCUUUAAAAGUUAAAAACAACAACAACAACAACAAAAUGUAAUGAAUGUUGGCACACACACAUAAAACCUGCUACAUAGGGAAUAGAGCCCCUUUCCAGUAGUGUUCCCAUUGCAGAGGGUACUGGGGAACACGACAAUUGCGCUGCGUCUGUGGAGGCAGGGUAGCUUUGGAGGAAACAUGCAUCAGAUGAGAGCCUCCGAUUGGAAAGCCCCAGAUGACAGAGAGUAUAUCCAUGUGGAUGCUCGGAUGAUCGGUUCCAGCAAGACAACACUCACCUAGACGCAAGGUGCAAGUGUGUUGAUUUCAGAAGGACAUGAACCUCGUGUGUUGAUUCCAUUCUGCUGUUCUCGAGAUUUAGUUGCUGUCAAGUGCCUGGAGUGGUGCUUUAUUUUUUCGUUUGCCUCACAAUUACAUUGGUGGCAUGUGCUAAUAUAAAGAGCUUUAACUUCAAACAUUAUUGGACUAAAGAGAUGAACGGUCGUGUUACAACAGAAAACCAGAUUUUUUUUUGCCAUUUUAAGAGCAACAGUAUUCCUCAAUCCUGUCUGUUCUGCAGUGUUAAGCUAAGAACAGGUAACACAGGGUAACGGUGAUCUGGACCUUAAUUUCUGCAGUUCAUUUCUUUUAAUGUUCUUGUCUGCAAAAACUCAGGAAAGUGAUUGUGAUUUGUCCAGUACCUCAAAGGAAUGUGUUAAAAGCACUAUGUACUGCUGAGAGUAAUAGGCUAGGCUUUGAUGUUACUUUAUAUUAAAAUGUAUGUUUACCUCAACAAUUGGAGAAUGGCAAGGAAAAUUACUUUGAAUGUAUCCGGAAAAAUUACUGAAGUGUGAUACAACUGAAUAUUUACCAUUGAAAAUAGAAACGGAAGUUUUUUUUUUUUUUUAAAGUUCUCUUACAAAAUAUGGGGAAUUAA
Molecule: messenger RNA, 3326 nt
Organism: Chionomys nivalis (European snow vole)
Lineage: Eukaryota; Metazoa; Chordata; Mammalia; Rodentia; Cricetidae
Gene: Fign
Product: fidgetin, microtubule severing factor
Exons: 2
Coding region: 160-2406 (748 amino acids)
Molecular function (GO): ATP binding; ATP hydrolysis activity; microtubule severing ATPase activity
Source: RefSeq, a predicted model, not a curated record